UACAAGGAAAGAAUAAAGGACGGAUUUAGAUUGUUUGGACCUUUUGCCACAUUAAAUUACCUGGAAUUCAAUCAAUCACCGAAGAUAAAACUGUGAGAGAUCAGCAGUUACACAGGUAGUGCGCGUUUAUUCACAAUCAUUCUGUCUACGAACACAACGAAGAAAUCGAAAGUAAAUGCACUAUCUAUGGAUAUAAUAUGAAUAUUUCUACGAAAGGACAAGUUCACCACUUAUUUUCCACAACAAACGUAUUUACCUGUUAAACAUAUUUGUAUUUUGUCGAUUGAAACAGGAUUUUAAAGCGUCUUUGACAGUUGAAGGAAGUAGCUAAAUUGAGGCGCGCCGUCACGAGGCCACAUGGAUCGUAAACCGAGUUUUAGAUUCAGGUAACAUGCUAAAUGAACAUAUGGAUGAACAAGACUCUGAAGAGGAGCUGGGCAGGAUGGAAUGUGAAAGAGGUUGAGUCCUGGGAAAGCAACAUCUCCAGCAUCCUCCUGCACAUCUCUUCAAAGUGACCGGUCAAUGGAUCGACCAAUAGAAUUUAAAGAUGGAACUCAUGCUAUCCAGACAAAUGAAAGAUUUAGGCUGAAUCAAGCAACAUCUCCAGCACCCUCCUGCACAUCUCUACGAAGUGACCAGUCAAUGGAUCGACCAAUAGAGUUCAAAGCUGUAACUCAUGGUAUCCAGAUGAACGAAAGGUUGAGACAAAAUGAAACAACAUCUCCAGCACCCUCCUGCACAUCUCUACGAAGUGACCAGUCAAUGGAUCGACCAAUAGAGUUCAAAGAAAGAACACAGAUUAACCAGAUCAAUAAAAGGUUGAGUCCUGGGAAAGCAACAUCUCCAGCACCUUCCUGCACAUCUCUUCAAAGUGACCAGUCAAUGGAUCGACCAAUAGAGUUUAAAGCUGGAACUCAUGGUAUCCAGACAAAUGAAAGGUUUAGGCUGAGCCAAGCAACAUCUCCAUCACCCUCCUGCACAUCUCUACGAAGUGACCAGUCAAUGGAUCGACCAAUAGAGUUUAAAGAUGGUAACCAGCUUAACAAAAGAUUUAUGCUGAGACAAGCAAUAUCUCCAGCACCUACCUGCACAUCUCUACAAAGUGACCAGUCAAUGGAUCGACCAAUAGAGUUCAAAGAUGUAACUCAUGGUAUCCAGAUGAACGAAAGGUUGAGACAAGGUGACGCAACAUCUCCAGCACCCUCCUGCACAUCUCUACGAAGUGACCAGUCAAUGGACCGACCAAUAGAGUUCAAAGAAAGAACACAGAUUAACCUCAAUAAAAGGUUGAGACCUGGUCAAGCGACAUCUCCAGUAACUUCACACACAUCUUUUCAAAGUGACCAGUCAAUGGACAGACCAAUAGAGUUUAAACAAAGAACACGGAGUACGAGGAAAAUUAAAAGAUUGAGACCUUAUAAUGUUACAUCUCCAACACCCUCCUGCACAUCUCUAAAAAGUGACCAGUCAAUGGAUCGACCAAUAGAGUUCAAAGAAAGAACACAGAAUUUAAGGUUGAGACCAGAUGACACAAUAUCUCCUGCACCUUCUUGCACAUCUCUAAAAAGUGACCAGUCAAUGGAUCGACCAAUAGAGUUCAAAGAAAGAACACAGAAUUUAAGGUUGAGACCAGAUGACACAAUAUCUCCUGCACCUUCUUGCACAUCUCUACAAAGUGACCAGUCAAUGGAUCGACCAAUAGUGUUCAAAGAAAGAACACAGAAUUUCAUGAAGAAUGAAAGUUUCCACACCAUGUCCCAUAGCACAUUUUCAGCCACUCUGCUGACAGAGGAUCACUACAGGUGUUCAGUGUGCACAGAGGUUUUUAAGGAGCCAGUGUCCAUCCCAUGUGGACACAGUUACUGCAAACACUGCAUUGAGAUCUACUGGAACAAACCAACUCAAGCUGGAUCUUACGCUUGUCCUCAGUGCAGAAAGAGGUUCAGAAAUCGUCCUGUGAUAAAUGUAAAUGUUGCUUUGGCGAAACUGAUAGAGGAACUGAAGCUGGCAGGGUUUAGUCCUGCUCUUCCUGUUCACUGCUAUGCUGGACCUGAAGAUGUUCCCUGUGAUAUCUGCACUGAGAGAAAACUCAAAGCUGUUAAAUCCUGUUUGACUUGCACUGUGUCUUACUGUGAGACCCACAUCAGACAACACUACACAAUACCAGCACUGCAGAGACACAACCUGGUGGAGCCUGGCAGUUUUUCCCAUGACAAUGAGACAUUUAGAAUAUCCAGAGCAGAGGAAGAAUUGCAAGAAGAGAUCAAAGGGUUGACCGCAACAGUGACUACACUGAAAAUGAACUUGAGAGAAAAGGACACGCGGGCAAAACGCUUGUGUAAAGGAUUUGAAGUCCAUUGUCAUGAUUUCCCCCAUGAUACUAUUGAAGUGGUUACUCUAGGUCACCCCUUGAGCCUUGGAAUGUUAUAUGACACUAACACUGAUUCUUAUUGUGAAGAUACGUUCCUGUGGAAUGAGGGCAUCAUUUCCUCUAUGAGAGUGUCACUACCUCGGCCUCAAACAGAGGUGAAGGUUCUAGAAAGUGACUCUCUACAGGAGAGAUUCAGAAUCCUUGAAAUGUCUCCUGUGUUAAGAACAAAAGCUUUGCAUGGACAGAUUGAAGUAAUUGGAGCUGCAGCCUUUCUGAAUCACCCAGUACAGUCUGCGCAUCAGGACAGAGUUACACUGCACUACAAAACAACCACCAGACUGGACAUGAUCAGCCAAAGAUUUCUACAGGAAGGCAUUCCUCUCUCAGUCAUUAAUUCUACCUCGGCUACACACGUGAUCAUAGCUGUGUGCUAUGGAGCUCAGGCUUUCUUUGUUUUUGAUCGUGUGCAAAUUGGUUCAGAGAAAACUUCAGAAAUGAAAAAUGUUAUCAAGAAGGUGACCUCUUCAUUUUGUGCAAGUCAAAUUAAUGUAAGCCUCAAUGACAAGGAAAAAGCUUUGAGUUUGUUUUAUAACUGUAGUCUCUACAUUGAUGUUGGUGAUUUGAAGAGUCCAGUGUCUUUUGAUAAAGCAGUAGAAAUCUAUGGUUCUCUGCCAAUGCUGCUUGGAUCUAAAGGUGAGAAUGCAGUUCCUAUAAAGGUCUGGCUCUACCCUCUGAAGAACCUGGACAAGACCUCUGUGUGUGCUCUUCUCAGGGGAGUCAGUAAAAGCCUGAUGCAGAGAGCUGAGAAUGUUCUGGAACAUCUGAAAAAACAGAUCAGGAAAUGUCAGGAUUUCAUGUCAAGUCCAGGUAAUCUAAGUGUGAUUAUUUGGUUUCCUGGUCUGAAAGAUAAAUUAGACAUUUUUUCAGAGCUUCUGCAUAAAUACCAAGCACAUUUUCAGAAAGAAAUCACAGAGAUUGCUGACUCCAUUAAUGUUAAAGAAGAGGAAGGAGAGAACAGAUUACAAGAUCUCCUAGACGUACAUGACCAAUCACCAUUCAGUGCAGAGAACACAAACCAAUGGCUGGAGAAUAAAGAAGCUGAGCUGAAGAUUUUGAAUGACUGCAGAGCCGCAGACAUCCCUGUUGUGAAAUCACAGGCAGAGUUACAGCAAGUCCUAAGUCAUCCAUUCAUAAACAGAGUGAUGUGUUUAACUCUGACAUCACCAGAAGAAGAAGAUUUGUUUCUUUCUACUCUGAAGCAAGAAUUUAAAUCUGAUCACAUUAUUCGAAGGGAUUCACUCCUAUUCACGCCUGUUCGUAUCAGUCAGAAAGUGCUUUUAGAUAUGCAGCUGUUUAUUGCUGUCAAAGAGGCAAAUGAAGAUACAGAGCAAACCAAGUUCAUUGCUGUAAAUUGUACCUGAUGGUUGUGAUGAAUACACUGUGCAGU
Xyrauchen texanus (razorback sucker) is the source of this 3818-nucleotide messenger RNA. RefSeq lists its product as uncharacterized. Lineage: Eukaryota; Metazoa; Chordata; Actinopteri; Cypriniformes; Catostomidae. The record is from RefSeq and is a predicted model, not a curated record. The transcript has 18 exons. Bases 523 to 3792 code for a protein of 1089 amino acids.